Aureobasidium musti is the source of this 2292-nucleotide messenger RNA. The record is from the annotation of a GenBank genome assembly. NCBI's taxonomy places the organism in Eukaryota, Fungi, Ascomycota, Dothideomycetes, Dothideales, Saccotheciaceae.
AUGAGGCCUCCCGAUGUUCGAUGCAAGAUUCCACUCUACUAUCAUCGUCACAUGAUGAGACUCUCUACACAGCUGUUCACGCUUGUGGUCCUCUUGUUCUCGCUAAGCAGUUUAGUCGUUGGUUACAAUGUGAGCACUGAUUACAUCUCACCAAAUUCCACAGGUGUUCGAAUCCAGCACGGCUUUGAGACUGUGCUUGUCCAGCCCUAUGGAUAUGACGGUUUCCGUGUCAGAGCAUGGGCUUUUCGACCNCCCAGCGGCAAUGAGAUCAGCUUCCUUUGCGAUCCACCUGUCGAAGGCCCCGAGAAUGGCAAAGCUCGAGGUAUGAGCUACGAUACCAGGUCUAAUGGCAACACCUCGAUCUCAAUUCGGAAUGGCAAUGCUGUAUUCAGGACUUUUGGGCUCGAUAAUGGCCAUUAUCGCCUCGCAUUCUAUCGUAUCGAGGUGAAUGGUUCAGAGACGCUCCUCACCAAUGAAUACAAUCCUGUCAAGUCUCUGAACCCUCGAUACUAUUCGUGGAGAGGUCCUGGAAGCGAGUUUUCUGCAGCAUUCUCUUUCAGCACAGAUCCCGAUGAGCAAAUAUACGGUACCGGCACACAGCAAGAUCAUAUGGUCAACAAGAAAGGUGCCGUGAUUGAUUUGAUCAACUUUAACACACACAUACCCACGCCCAUGUUCAUGAGUAGUCGAGGCUAUGGCUUUGUCUGGAAUUCGGCUGCUGAAGGUCGCAUGGAGUUCGGUCCGCUGCGGAACCGCUUUACAUCUGAAUCAACAACUGUAGUAGAUUAUGCCAUCGUCAGCGCUGCACAAGGAGAUUAUGACGCCCUUCAACAAAAGUUGUCUGCAACAACUGGUCGUGCCCCGACACCUCCAGACUUCUCGCUCGGCUACCUGCACUCUAAGCUCCGUUACGAAAACCAGACGGAAGUUCUGCUGCUUGCUCAAAAUUUCCACAAUCGCAGUAUACCCGUAUCCAUGAUUGUUAUUGAUUAUCAGUCGUGGGCGCAUCAGGGUGACUGGGGACUCGAUCCUGCUCUGUGGCCUAAUGUCUCUUAUAUGGCCCAGCAAGUGAAGCAGCUUACGGGUGCUGAGAUGAUGGCUUCGCUUUGGCCUAGUGUCGAAGAUGCCAGUGUUAACUAUAUCGAGAUGCAGGCGGAUGGUUACCUCUCUGCCACUCGUUCUGGCCCUGGUACGACCGAUUCAUGGAAUGGAACAUAUAUCCGCAAUUACGAUUCUACCAACCCUGAUGCACGAAAAUUUCUAUGGGACACGCUCCGCCGCAACUACUACGAAAAGGGGAUCAAAAACUUCUGGAUUGACCAAGCGGAUGGUGGUGCACUCGGGGAAGCGUGGGAAAACAAUGGACAACAGUCAUAUAUCCAGAGUGUUCCCUAUCCUCUGCCUGAUGUGCUGUACCAUGCAGGCACGCAACUCAGCGUCGGCAAGCUCUACCCUUGGGCACAUCAACAAGCUAUCGAAGAAGGCCAACGUAAUGCUUCGAAUACACAGCAAGGCUCUGCAUGUGACUCGCUGUCGCUAUCUCGAUCAGGCUACAUCGGCUCCCAGCGCUUCUGCAGUAUGAUCUGGUCCGGUGAUACAGUAGCCAAUUGGGAGACUCUCGGAGGCCAAGUCGCGAACGCAUUAUCUGCUGCGGCAACAGGUUGGGGUUGGUUCACAGUCGAUGCAGGAGGUUUUCAAGCCGACCCAACCAUCGAGUGGAGCAACAACAUCGACAGACACGAAUACCGCGAACUGUACGUGCGAUGGCUACAAUGGACCACUUUCCUACCCUUCAUGCGUAAUCACGGCAGCAGAAGUUGCGACACCAAAAGCGCAUUUACCUGCGACAACGAACCAUGGACCUAUGGAGCAGAAAACACGCCUACCAUAGUCUCCUACAUCAAUCUGCGCUACCAACUCUCCGCCUACCUACGCGCGACCUUUGCAAAGUUUUCCGAGACCGGAAGGAUGAUAAUGCGACCAAUGUACAUGGACUUUUCACUCAGUGAUCCUAGUAUCACUGCGUGGACGAAAGUCAACAACAAUUUUACGACGCAGCAAUAUAUGUUUGGACCUAGAUUCCUGGUUACCCCUGUCACACUACCCAACAUGACCACUUGGGAGGUUUACCUUCCUCAAACAAGUGGCAGUCAAGAGAAACCUUGGACUUAUUGGUGGACUAAUGCGACGUAUGCUGGUGGACAAGUCGUCAAUAUUUCUGCGCCUUUGGAGCAUAUCCCUCUGUUCCACCUCGGUAGCCGCGAAGACAUCAUGAGUGGAAAUGUCUUCUAG